This is a messenger RNA of Melozone crissalis (California towhee), 2048 nucleotides long. RefSeq names its product repulsive guidance molecule BMP co-receptor a (gene RGMA). Gene Ontology annotation, molecular function: coreceptor activity. The record is from RefSeq and is a predicted model, not a curated record. Gene Ontology annotation, cellular component: plasma membrane. Lineage: Eukaryota; Metazoa; Chordata; Aves; Passeriformes; Passerellidae. Gene Ontology annotation, biological process: BMP signaling pathway.
AUGCUCCGGGAGGGCGAUGCGGCUCCCCGCGUCCCGCUGAGCGAGGCCGCCUGCACCCCGCCGGGGCUGCCCGCAGGGCGGGGGGCUGCCCGCGCCCCUCGGCCUCCAGCGCCCCGCCACCCCGCUGACACCCGUGGGGGCUUUUACUCUUUUAUUUCAUUUGGGUUUUAUUUUAUUUCGUUUUUUAUUUUUGUUUUAUUUACCCCUCUUGGAAAAAAGAAUAUUAAAUCAAAAAAAGCCGCCGCUGCCUGCACCGACCCCGCGGGGCUGGAGAGGCUGAUGCGGCCGCCAAGGGAGAGGAUAGUGGUUAAAGCUCGAGCUGGAUGGAUGGGUAUGGGGAGAGGGGCAGGAUCCACAGCCCUGGGACUUUUCCAAAUCCUCCCUGUCUUUCUCUGCAUCUUCCCUUCAGUGACAUCCUCAUGCAAGAUCCUCAAGUGCAACUCUGAGUUCUGGGCGGCCACGUCGGGCUCGCACCACCUGGGCGCGGAGGAGGCGCCCGAGUUCUGCACGGCGCUGCGGGCCUACGCGCACUGCACGCGCCGCACCGCCCGCACCUGCAGGGGAGACCUGGCCUACCACUCGGCCGUGCAUGGCAUAGACGAUCUCAUGGUGCAGCACAACUGCUCCAAGGAUGGCCCCACAUCCCAGCCCCGCCUCCGGACAUUGCCCCCCGGGGACAGCCAGGAGCGCUCCGACAGCCCCGAGAUCUGCCACUACGAGAAGAGCUUCCACAAGCACUCGGCCGCCCCCAACUACACCCACUGCGGCCUCUUUGGGGACCCCCACCUCAGGACUUUCACGGACACUUUCCAGACCUGCAAGGUGCAGGGGGCUUGGCCGCUCAUAGACAAUAACUACCUGAACGUGCAGGUCACCAAUACGCCCGUGCUGCCCGGCUCCUCGGCCACCGCCACCAGCAAGCUCACCAUCAUCUUCAAGAGCUUCCAGGAGUGUGUGGAGCAGAAGGUGUACCAGGCAGAGAUGGACGAGCUCCCCGCCGCCUUCGUCGACGGCUCCAAGAACGGAGGGGACAAGCACGGGGCCAACAGCCUGAAGAUCACGGAGAAGGUGUCGGGCCAGCACAUCGAGAUCCAGGCCAAGUACAUCGGCACCACCAUCGUGGUGAGGCAGGUGGGCCGCUACCUCACCUUCGCCGUGCGCAUGCCAGAGGAGGUGGUCAACGCCGUGGAGGACAGGGACAGCCAGGGCCUCUACCUGUGCCUCCGUGGCUGCCCAGCCAACCAGCAGAUUGACUUCCAGGCCGUGCGCUCGGCCCAGGCCACGGAGGGCCGGGCCCGCAGGAAGGGGCCCAGCCUGCCCGCCCCGCCCGAGGCCUUCACCUACGAGACGGCCACGGCCAAGUGCAGGGAGAAGCUGCCCGUGGAGGACCUCUACUUCCAGUCCUGUGUCUUUGACCUCCUCACCACGGGGGAUGUCAACUUCAUGCUGGCUGCUUACUAUGCCUUUGAGGACGUGAAGAUGCUUCACUCCAACAAGGACAAGUUGCACCUCUAUGAAAGGACACGGGUGCUGAGCCCGGGCAACAUGGCGCCCACGGGAACGCAUCCCGCUCUCUGGGUAGCACUGCUGUGUUUGUGUUGGCUGUGCUUGUUAUAGAGGUUUGCUCCUUCAAAACUUGGAGAGAAGGGAAAGGGGAGCAGGAGGCAGCCAGAGAUGAGAUGCAGGUGCUGGAAAACGAGAGGUUGGACAUCAGAGCCACAUGGGUUGUCCUUAACUCAGUCUCUCUCUUGGUGCAAGUCCUCCACCUUCCCAGCUCUUGCCUGGGAGGAAUAUGCUGCCAGUGGGACCAGACAGGAGUUUUUGCUGGACUGUACCUUGUCUGGACCUUGCUCACUUCCUCCUCCUCCUGCUGCCGUUUGAGGGAGUGCUGGGGAGCCCUUGUAGCACUCCCCUGGUCCCAGCCGUGCACAUGGUGACUGUGACACUGGCGUGUGUGAACGUGGCUUUGUCUUCAGAGAGCAGAGCCCACGAGGAGGGCACGGAGCAGUGAGACAGGACCAGCACAGCAGGGCAGGAUGUCCUGCCAU